GGCAUUCCCAUGAAAAAUCAGAUAUGGAGAACCUAAAAACUCUAGCCUCCUUUAUCAAGAGAGAAGUGCAACCUUCCUGAGGCAUCCUAGGAAUUUUGAGGGAUUGCAUCAAGAUUACCAUUAAAAAUGGGAGGCUUGCGCUGUUCAUCACAUUUGUCAUGUUCUCCUAUUACUCCCUGUUGGGAUUUGCUGAUAAUAUACUUCUGGCGCCUGUAUUAACAGAUAUGGUGGCCAAAUCCAAGCUUGUACCCACAGAUGUAAGAAUUAGCAAAGCUGAGCCGAUCUUAUACAAAGGCAUUAUCAAAGAUGUUCAAUAUUUUCUCACUUAUGAACUGGUUGCAUUGUUCUUCUCGAGCCUCUUGUUAACCUUUUCGCUUGCAGCUUCUGUUCACUCAACAUAUGAAGCUUAUACUGCAAAAGUUUCAAGCUUGAAAGACAUGUUAUUGGGGACUAGGGGAAGGUUCAAAAGGCCUUGGAUCACAAUCCUUCUGAUGAUUCUAAUAAUCUUGGCAAGUGCAGCCCUCUUAUUCAUAUUCAUUGGAGUAACAGGAGUGAUGACUGAAGGUCCUCUCUUGACUGUUCUUGACUGCACGCUGCUAAUUUUUGGUGUGUGCUACUGUAUUUACAUCUCUGCUUUGUGGAUGCUGAGCCUUGUGGUUUCUGUGAUGGAAGAGAAUUUGUCUGGACUAAAGGCAAUAGACAAAGCCAGCGAGCUCAUGAAAGGUAAAAGAUUGCAGGGUUGUGUUCUGAUCAUCUGAUGACGCUUUUGAUGUUUGCAAGUGGUGCAAUCUGUCUGACCUUCUUUAUCUUGCCCGCUAACCAAGUGAAAUUGGUUGGAUCGACAAUGAAAAUUGCAAAGAUUUGCUCAUUUUGCUUGAUGAAGUUGUCUUUAUUUGUGGUGUUCACCCUGUUCUACCAUGAAUGCAAAAAGAGGCAGCCAGUGGAGGCGAAUCUGUAUGCUCCAGUCUCUGCUAUUGACCAAUUUUAGUGGGAAAUU
Messenger RNA from Coffea arabica (coffee), 997 nucleotides. NCBI's taxonomy places the organism in Eukaryota, Viridiplantae, Streptophyta, Magnoliopsida, Gentianales, Rubiaceae. The record is from RefSeq and is a predicted model, not a curated record.